AACCGCGCUGCAUUAUGGGGUUCUCGGGGAUCCCCGGAAACGGACUUGUGUUUGUUUACUGUCACUACCCGAUCCGUACGUGACAUUUACAUCGCGUUCAUCCACAAUGCCGCCUGUGUUUUCUGUGUUUUAGCUGUCAAAGGGUUGAAAACAUGGUGCAAACGUGCUCGGUCAUCAACUGUCACGCGCGCUCACACGACCGCUUCGGGAAAAAGAAGGAAGGGUUGAGGUUUUUCAGUUUUCCGGCGUGGAAACAAGGCCAAGGACCUCGGAUCUCCGAACUUACAAAGAGACGCCGAUUGGCAUGGAUAGCAGCCGUGAGAAGUCCAGGCCUCUCUUUCAGCGGCAUGUCCAAAUACACGUGUGUGUGUUCACGGCAUUUCCACGGCGGGAAACCAGCUUAUGAAACCAACGAAUCCCACCCAGACUGGGCCCCCUCGUUACAUCUCGGGCACACGAAGGUGACGGCCGCGGACAAGGAACGAUUUCAGCAGAGGAAAAGGAGAUGGGAUACUAUACUGGCAUCAGGCGGUGCGGCUGCUUCACCUGCGCCCGCGGAUGUGAACGAAGAGUCGGCGACCGCAGCAGCAGCUCCACGGGGCUCAGACCAACAUGGAGCAGCACACGAGGGCACGCAGGGUCCCCCGCAGAACUGCACGUUGGACAUCGAUCAAUGUGUCAGCUGCAAAAACGUGUGUGGACAGAUGAGGUCCAUGCACGCCGAGUUGGACCGCUUGCUCGAGGAGAACGAGACUUUAAAGAAAGAGCUGUCGGCGGUGAGGCUGGACGAGGAGUUCUUCGGCGAGGCCGACGAAAAAGCCCGAGACGACAAGGUGAAGUACUACACCGGACUGCCGCGCUGGAGCUUACUGCACGCUCUGCACGCCGCCAUUACCCCAUGCCUCACAAAAGGAGGCAGGAAGGUCACUCCUUUCCAAAUGCUCCUCCUGACUCUGAUGAGGCUGCGGCUGGAUCUGUCCGAGCAGCACCUGGGCUACCUUUUCCGGAUAAGUUCCGAAACAGCGUCUAAGAUGUUUAGGAAGACACUGGACGCCCUGCAUCUCCAUCUGUCGCCUUUAGUGCGCUGGCCUGCCAGAGAGUGUCUGCUACACACAACGCCGCGGCAGUUUAGAGAGGCCUUUGGCGGCAGGGUCGCCGUCAUCCUGGACUGCUUCGAGGUCGCCACCGAGAAGCCGCCGCAUUUAAAGGCGCAGUCGGAGAUCUACGCUCAGUUCAACCAGAAAGACGCUGUCAAGUACCUGCUUGGCAUCACGCCACAGGGCGCGGUCUGUUUCGUUUCUGAAGGCUGCGGGCAGCGGGUGAGCGACAAACGCCUCACCGAGCAGUGCGGCAUCCUCCAUAAACUGCUACCAGGGGAUUUUCUCUUAGCGGACCGGGGGUUUAACGUGGCCGAUGAGGACGGCCUGAUGUGCGCCGAGUUGAAAGCCCCCGGCUUUACGAGGGGGCGCGCUCGGAUGCGCCCAAAAUGGCCGGCGGAGACGCAGCAGAGAGCACAGCUGAGGGUCCACGUGGAAAAAGUGGUGGGUCUGGUACGCGACACGUACAGCAUAUUGCAGCACGCCUUGCCCAUGAGCACGCUGGCUCCGCUCGGGGGCGAGGCAUUUUCCUUCAUAGACAAAAUCGUGACUGUGUGCUGUGCUUUAACUAAUAUGUCCCCCAGUGUUGUGUUGCAACCAGAGGACCAUGUGAUUCCAGGUAGUGACGGAGAAACGGAGGGAAUCGCAGACGACGUAACAUCUGUGAGGCCGAAUGCUGGCAAAGAGUUCAUGUGACAGAUGCUUUUCUGCAUCAUGUCUGACGCACCUGUGGCUAAAAAUAAAAUGAAUGGCUUUUAAUCUC
Fundulus heteroclitus (mummichog) is the source of this 1860-nucleotide messenger RNA. RefSeq lists its product as uncharacterized. The transcript is spliced from 2 exons. The record is from RefSeq and is a predicted model, not a curated record. Bases 153 to 1793 code for a protein of 546 amino acids. Lineage: Eukaryota; Metazoa; Chordata; Actinopteri; Cyprinodontiformes; Fundulidae.